Messenger RNA from Oldenlandia corymbosa var. corymbosa, 2129 nucleotides. Lineage: Eukaryota; Viridiplantae; Streptophyta; Magnoliopsida; Gentianales; Rubiaceae. The record is from the annotation of a GenBank genome assembly.
CGUAAAGGUAACAGUCCUAUAAAUAAAUGCACAUACACACCUCAAUUUGAGUUGAGAUCAAUCUGAACUCUGAAGUUUUAUCAAAGUAGUAUUUUAAUUAUUUUGUGUUGCAUUUAACCAUGUUGAGGUCUUCUCUCAAGUUUCUGUUUCAAUGGCUCUUUCUGAUGCUUCUUUUCUUCCCAAUUUUUUCUGCAACAAAGCUGCGAAAAACUCCACGGCUAUCUCCAUUUGGCCCUAAGUUUCUACGUGAUCCUUCUAAAAACAUCUUCUCUUCUUCAUCGUUGCACUCGAUGAAGGACUUUGAGACAAAAUUUUACGAGCAAACACUAGAUCAUUUCAACUAUCAGCCACAAAGCUACUCCACUUUCAAGCAAAAAUAUGUGACCAACUCUAGAUAUUGGGGUGGUGCAAAUUCAAGCUCGCCAAUAUUGGCAUAUCUUGGUGCAGAAUCAUCUCUAGGUGAUGAUUUUAGUUACAUUGGCCCUCUCUCAGAUAAUGCCCCUCGCUUUAAAGCCCUCUUGAUCUACAUUGAGCAUCGGUUCUAUGGGGAAUCGAUUCCCUUUGGACUAGAGGAAGAUGCAAUAUUGCUGAAAAAUGAGAGUAUAAGAGGGUAUUUUAACUCCGAACAAGCAUUGGCUGAUUAUGCUGAAAUUCUUCGACAUGUAAAGGAAAUAUUCGGUGCUCCAAAGUCUCCAAUUAUUGUUGUUGGCGGAUCAUAUGGUGGAAUGUUAGCUGCAUGGUUUCGACUAAAGUAUCCGCAUAUUGCAAUGGGGGCAUUAGCCAUUUCAGCACCCAUUCUUUAUUUUGAGGAUCUCAUUCCACAUGAUGCUUACUUCUCCGUUGUCCAAAAGGAUUUUAAGGAACAAAGCGAGAGUUGUUUUAAAACAAUUGAGGAAUCAUGGGAUAUAAUUUACAAGAUAGGUUCCAAACCUAAUGGUCUCUCCCUCCUCAGCCGGAAGUUCAAAUCUUGCUCGAAAUUGAAAAAAAUUGAUGACUUGUCGGAAUUCAUCGUCAACAUUUACUCUUCGGCGGCACAAUACAAUGAACCUCCAAGAUAUCCCGUUAAAUUGAUGUGUGAUGCCAUCGAUGGAGCACCGGAUGGUACUGAUGUUUUGGGUCGGAUCUUGGCUGGUAUCCAAUCUCUUGUUGGUUCUGACGGAAAUAGGGGCUGCUAUGAUCUCAGAGGUUACUCUGAUUAUCUCACUGAAAGCUGGGAUUGGCAAACCUGCACAGAGAUGGUAAUACCAAUUGGUGGUAGUGACAAUAUUACUAUUGUACGAGAAAAGCCUUUCAACAUGAAAGAAAGAAAUAAACAAUGUAAGAGACAUUAUGGUGUUGUGCCUCGGCCUCAUUGGGUUACCACUUAUUAUGGCGGUUAUGACAUUAAAAUGGUUCUGCGCAAAUUUGGGAGCAACAUAAUUUUCUCCAAUGGCUUACGUGAUCCUUGGAGUCGUGCCGGGUAACCAGUUAAACUUAAGAUGUUUUUAAUCCUUUUUUUUUUAAAAGAAAAAAAUUAUAAAUCAACCUUUUACUAGUUCAUCAACAACUAUUCUACCUCCUGAAAUAUUAAAAUCAACCUUGUUUUGUAUUUUUUUUUCAUUAAUUGCAGAGUUCUGGAGAAUUUAUCAGAUGGUCUCCUUGCCGUUUACACAAUAGAAGGUUCGUAUUCAUUGCAAGAUAAAGUUAACGUGGCUAUCAAUUAAGUAAAGGUGAUUUUGUUAUCCUCUUGAUUUAGUAAUUAAUGACUUUAUCGCAACCACCAAAUGUUUCUAGGAUCACAUUGCUUGGAUUUGAAUCCUGCAAGUGAAAUUGAUACACCAUGGUUGACCGAGCAAAGAGAGAAGGAGAUUGAGAUUAUGGAAACAUGGCUUGCAAACUAUUAUGCCUAUCUCAAAUAGUGAAAGAAGAAUGAAAUUAGGAGAGUCUUUCUUAGUGAUCGAUUGCUGCUUCAUUCAACUUGCAUCCAAACCAAAUAAAGUCCUUCCCUUUAUGAUUUUUUGAUUACUCCUUUCAUAUUGAAAUGAUUAUUCAGUUUAGAUUUUCUUUUUUGGUUCAAAUUAUAUAUAAUGAAAAUAAAAAUUCGAAUUGUGCCACAAUUUUGGAACAUGGAGAGUUAUACUCAUUCUUUC